CCAUGGAGCUUAUGCAACUGCCGUAGAACUGAAGACAAAGUAUACCCAAAUAAACAGCACAAAUUCAAGUACAACUUCCAUAGGAGCAACAUAUUUCAUGACCUACCACAGUUUACAGAAAAACUUUAGAGAUAAUAUUGAGGCAUUGAAAUAUGCUAGGAAACUCUCUGACAACAUAACUGCUAGUAUAUUAGCUGAAAGAUACCACAAUAUUACCCCAGGAACUGAUAAAACAUACAAGGUGUUCCCAUACAGUAUCUUCUAUGUAUUCUAUGAGCAGUACCUUACAAUUGUACAUGAUACCAUAAUCAACUUGAGUACAUGUGUUGGCUCCAUCUUUGCCAUCUCAUUCAUUUGCCUGGGCUUAGAUUGGUAUUCAUCCAUUAUCAUCACCUUUGUGAUUGGUUUGAUACUGUUGUCUAUGUUUGGCAUGAUGUUCCUGUGGAAUAUCUAUCUCAAUGCGAUAUCACUCAUCAACUUGGUCACGUGUGUUGGUAUAUCAGUUGAGUUCUGUUCACAUUUAGUUCGAGCAUUUGCGAUCAGUGUGCAUGAAACACGAGUGCUUAGAGCUAAACAUGCACUGGCUCACAUGGGAGGUUCAGUGCUGAGUGCAUUAAUUAUGCUAGC
Molecule: messenger RNA, 627 nt
Organism: Owenia fusiformis
Lineage: Eukaryota; Metazoa; Annelida; Polychaeta; Sabellida; Oweniidae
Source: the annotation of a GenBank genome assembly